Messenger RNA from Paramormyrops kingsleyae, 1173 nucleotides. NCBI's taxonomy places the organism in Eukaryota, Metazoa, Chordata, Actinopteri, Osteoglossiformes, Mormyridae. The record is from RefSeq and is a predicted model, not a curated record.
AUCCUCUCCCAUGGUACAGCUUUCAGUCUGGAUGCAGAGCAGCCGGACUAUGACCUGGACACGGACGACGAGGCGUUUGUGACCAAGCUGAGGAAGAAGAUGGAAAUCCUCCCCCUGCAGUUUGAGGAGAUGAUUGACCGUCUGGAAAAGGGCAGCGGACAGCAGCUGGUGACCCUGCAGGAGGCCAAGUUGCUCCUGAAGGAGGACGACGAGCUGAUCCGCGAGGUGUUCGACUACUGGACGCGCAAGCGGAAGACCAGCAAGAGCGCAGCCCUCAUCACCUCCGUCAAGCAGGAGAAGCGCGACGGCUCCAGCACCAACGACCCCUACGUGGCCUUCCGCCGGAGGACGGAGAAGAUGCAGACGCGCAAGAACCGCAAAAACGACGAGGCGUCAUACGAGAAGAUGCUGAAGCUGCGGCGGGACUUGAGCCGGGCCGUCACCAUCCUGGAGAUGAUCAAGCGCAGGGAGAAGAGCAAGCGGGAGCUGCUGCACCUCACGCUGGAGAUCGUGGAGAAAAGGUACACCAUGGCCGACUUUGGUGGCGAGGUGAUGGCCGAGCUCUUGGCCCAGCGUGCGCUCGUCAAGCCCACCUACCCCGUGCCCCUCGUCCCGCUGCUCAGGCACCAGGACCAUGCCGAGUACAAGCCCAAGCCUGAGAAGACUGAAGUGGUCCGAACCAAGCGGAAGUACGAGAAGAGGCCCAAGGCCGCCCCCCUGUCGUCCGCCGCCUCGCUGCAGCCCGGCCACUCAGGCCUUCUGUCUUUCAAUGCCAAGGACAUGAAUCAGUACGACUUCCCCAGCUCCGACGACGAGCCCUUCCCCCAGGUGUUGUCGGGCUCGUCGGAGACGGAGGAGGAGAAUGACCCGGACGGACCCUUCGCGUUCCGCCGGAAGGCUGGCUGUCAGUACUUCUCCGCCCGCUUGGAGCAGAGCGGCAGCUGGGCCUGGUGCAACCCAGCAGACGGCGGCCUGGGAGACGCGCGCUACCGCUACAGCCUGACCACCCUGACAGUCCCCCACCGCUGCGUGGGGUUGGCACGGCGACGCUUCGGUCGCGGUGGCAGGUGGGGGCCUUUAAACUUAACUGCAGGGAUGGCAGUUUUGAUGUGGGGGGGGGGAGAUUUAAGCCUUGCAGAUUUGUCAGCUGGAAGGUAGUGAUGGACGUUUCGA